UAUAAAAAUGUCGAACUAAUGGCGGAAUCUUGUGCUUGGAUUGCCUCGUAUGCCGAGGGUAAAGGACGGAUCCUGGUUGCAACCAAGGAUAUUUAUCCAAACCAAACCGUUCUUACAGACUCAGCUUUACUCAGUCUCCCGGAUGGUUUACCCGUCUGCUUGGGUUGCCUGACUCCUGUGCAGUCCUCUUCUCCUCCCUGUCCGUCCUGCUCCUGGCUGUCCUGCUCCGAUCUCUGUCCUCAGGAGGAGAACCAUAGAUUAGAGUGCAAGAUACUAACCUCAGCAGGGUUGAGAGUAGAUAUCAAGGAGUUUGGGAAACCUAAUAUUUUGUACUCUGUUAUAGCGAUUUUAAAAACUCUUCUUUUUAAAGCAUGUUUAGCUGAGAACCCUGAGAAAUAUGAGAUUAUUGAAACCCUGAUGGAUCACUGGGAGGAGCGUAGAAAAGAUCUCCAGGUUGGAGGCAUGGUUAAGUAUAUCGGAGCUCUGAUCAGAAAACGUCUCGGCCUCCAGCACGUGUCAGAUGCCGAGGUUGAACACGUGUUCGGGGUUCUCAAGACAAACGGGGUUGGACAGGGGGCUGGCCGUGCCUGUUAUAUUUAUCCAAUAGUAUCUCUCAUGUCUCAUGCAUGUCGGUCCAACCUGGAGAUAGUUGGAACCCCUGGUACUCAGAUUCAGUUUAGAGCGAAAACACACAUUUUAGCAGGUGAAGAGUUAACCUGGAGCUACACCAGUGUUCUAGAUACCCGGAGUAGGAUUCGGGAGAGAUUAAAGGAAACCUGGAUGUUUGAAUGUACUUGUUCCAGAUGUUCGGAUCCAACAGAAUUUGGAACAUUUUUUUCUUCCACUAAGUGUGCAUGUGGAGGAUAUUUAGUUGAGAGAAAUGAGGGAAAUAUUUGUUUACUUUGUGGAGAUAAGGAGAAUACAAAUAUAGUCCAGGAAAGUGUUGAUCUAGUUGAGCAGAUACGAUUGUAUGGCUCAGAUGAGAUAAUCAAGUUGGUUGAGAGAUUAGAAUCCAAUUCUCAUUAUCAUCCUAGUCAUCAUAUAUACUCCAGGAUAACUAUGAGAUUACUAGAUACCUGCUUUCAGAGUUUAAAUGAAGAUCUGAUUUUAAAACUGAAGACGAGAGGAGAAAUUUUACUCCGAACCUUGGAAACCUUACUCGGAGAAAAUAGUAGACCUUACUCCCGAUAUAAAUCCAUCCUGGAGCUUAUUACGAACAAGCACAACAAAUCUUUAUAAUCAAAGAGUUAACAAAGGAAUGGAGUCUCUGCUGCCACAAACUCUGAUUUCUAAUCCCUGUAUCUUUGCAACCCAAUGCCGUAGACCUUAUAUAUUUCAAAAUAUGA
Eurytemora carolleeae is the source of this 1346-nucleotide messenger RNA. RefSeq names its product histone-lysine N-methyltransferase ASHR1. Lineage: Eukaryota; Metazoa; Arthropoda; Copepoda; Calanoida; Temoridae. The transcript is spliced from 10 exons. Gene Ontology annotation, molecular function: protein binding. Bases 19 to 1239 code for a protein of 406 amino acids. The record is from RefSeq and is a predicted model, not a curated record.